Messenger RNA from Bufo bufo (common toad), 990 nucleotides. RefSeq names its product clavesin 2 (gene CLVS2). The record is from RefSeq and is a predicted model, not a curated record. NCBI's taxonomy places the organism in Eukaryota, Metazoa, Chordata, Amphibia, Anura, Bufonidae. The transcript is spliced from 5 exons. Gene Ontology annotation, cellular component: membrane. Gene Ontology annotation, molecular function: phosphatidylinositol bisphosphate binding. The coding region runs from base 1 to 990 and encodes 329 amino acids.
AUGACUCACUUACAGGCUGGCCUGUCUCCUGAGACACUGGAAAAAGCUCGUUUGGAGCUAAAUGAGAACCCAGAUACCUUGCACCAGGAUAUUCAGGAGGUAAGAGACAUGGUUAUUACUAGACCAGAUAUUGGUUUCCUCAGGACAGAUGAUGCCUUCAUCUUGAGGUUCUUGAGGGCGAGGAAAUUUAACCACUUUGAGGCUUUCCGCUUACUGGCGCAAUACUUUGAGUACCGACAACAAAAUCUGGAUAUGUUCAAGAACUUCAAGGCCACUGAUCCAGGUAUUAAGCAAGGGCUCAAGGAUGGAUUCCCAGGAGUACUCUCUAAUCUUGACCACUUUGGCAGGAAGAUACUGGUAUUAUUUGCUGCUAACUGGGACCAGAGCAGAUAUACACUUGUAGAUAUUCUGCGUGCCAUAUUGCUAUCUUUGGAAGCGAUGAUAGAAGAUCCAGAACUCCAGGUGAACGGAUUUGUAUUGAUUAUAGACUGGAGCAACUUUACUUUCAAACAGGCCUCAAAGUUGACCCCCAGCAUGCUGAGACUAGCAAUAGAAGGACUUCAGGAUAGUUUUCCAGCUCGGUUUGGAGGAAUCCAUUUUGUCAAUCAACCUUGGUACAUUCAUGCCCUGUACACAGUCAUAAGACCCUUUUUGAAGGAAAAGACACGAAAAAGGAUAUUUUUACAUGGUAAUAACCUCAAUAGCUUGCAUCAGCUGAUCCACCCAGAGAUUUUGCCUUCUGAGUUUGGAGGAAUGUUACCACCGUAUGACAUGGGAACGUGGGCGAGAACACUCUUGGACCAUGAAUAUGAUGAUGAAAAUGAGUACAAUGUAGACUCAUAUAGUAUGCCAACAAAAGUAGAUAUGGAAAAGGAUUUGUCUCCUAAAACCAUGAAAAGAUCUCAAUCAGUAGUGGAUCCUGGGGUGUUGAAACACAAUGACAAAAACGAAGACGAUAACACGCAGCAGCCCUUACUAUCUCUUGAUUAG